AUAAUUUAGUAAAUAAUGAAUUAUAAUUAUAUUUAUGAUGUUAAUAGAUAUUAGAGAAUAUCUUCCCACGUGGCCUUCUGAUUUCCUUCAAAUAAUAGCCUUCAAUAGUGGCCUGCCACGUAGACACCCCAUAUUCGAAAGGCCGGACUGCACUGCAGGGGGAAAAAAAACAAAUCUUCCUCAACUGAGUCCCUCCCUCUUGAUCUCUCUCCUUCCUUACAACCCAAGUUCUUGCCUUUCCUGUCAAGGCCAUUAAUGAAAAGCCCAAAACUUGAAAAAAAAAAAAAAAAAGAUUUGGCUGAUGGGUUUUUCGAGUCCAACUCCAACCUCCUAAAGCUCCAACAACUACGCUAGGUGCCGCAGCUUUUUCCCUACACUACUUGAAUUUGAUCAUAGUGAUGGAGAAGAUGAUCAAGUCACCACAAUUGGUCGAUGUGGAUACCAGGGAUGAUCUUUAUGCAAUAUUACCUGGUAAUAUACGUUCGAUGCUGAGGGAUAGGUUGAAGGGAUCCACGGGGUUUUUGACGAGCAAUCUAAUUCUUGCUGGGGAGUUGAGGGAAGCCUUGGGAAGGAUCUUGGGUUGGUUGUCACCAUUAACACAUAAUAUGAUAAUAUGGCAAAGUGAAAAGAGCUUUGAGCAACAAACUUUGGUGCCCAAAACAAACGUAAUGCUUCUGCAGUUGCUAUUUUUUGUGAACAAGGAGAAGACUGAGGCUGCCACUACUGAGUUAUUAGUGGGAUUGAACUACUUUUGGAAGCCCGAGAGGGAGAUGGCUACUAGGACAUUAUUCAAAUCCACCAACUUCAAUGGGAUCUUGAAUGCCCUAACACAAGAGUUUGAAGGUGUGUGCCGAUCUGGUUUAGAGCUCAUACACUGAUGAGAUGGUCGUACGGUGUGCGGCGAUGGGGUGGUGCUAAGUGCGAAGGUGUCAAAGUGGUCUCUUCACAUGAGGAAAACACAUACAUGGGGAAAAGUGGGAGUUUCGCUUUUGCUAUGUUGUGUUGUAGUGUAGGAGUUUUCUAUGAGGAGUCUAAUGUGUCAGCAUAGCAUUGACUACCGUUAAACACACAAUUUCGAUAUUACCGAUUCAAAGAGGAACUGUAGUUACUACCUUAGU
Messenger RNA from Carya illinoinensis, 1118 nucleotides. RefSeq lists its product as uncharacterized. Bases 399 to 878 code for a protein of 159 amino acids. The transcript has a single exon. Lineage: Eukaryota; Viridiplantae; Streptophyta; Magnoliopsida; Fagales; Juglandaceae. Gene Ontology annotation, biological process: positive regulation of growth. The record is from RefSeq and is a predicted model, not a curated record.